CAUGGUAUAAUCGCGCUUUCUGAAUGCGGUCCUACUGCUUGUUUUUCAAUUGUUAUAUUUUGUUUUCCAACGCGAUAUCUUCGCAGCAUGGAUGUUGACAAAAUUUGCCUAACAUGUCUCAGCUCCUCGGGUCCCCUGGUGUCCAUUUACGAUGGGGGAUCAGGUAGCUGUCUGGCAGACAUGCUGCGUGAAUUCACAAAAACAAAGCCUCGGAAGAACGAUAACUUACCGGAGAGGGUGUGCCUAGGCUGUCUGAGCGAGAUAAACCACUGCUAUACGUUUAAGAUUAAGUGCGAAAACUCCAGUCGGACGCUGAGGCAACUGUUACCCAACGCUUUGCCAGAGGAGGCCGACGAGAAGGUGUAUGCUAAAGAGGCAGUGGACACCGCUGAACUCGGUGUCCAAACAAUAGACUUGACACCCAGGCAAUGUACCUCGUCAGUUCAAACGGAUACAGUGUCCACCGCGGAGGCUGAACAAAAUACUAGUCUGGAAAAGCCAGAUUUGCCAGAAGAUCUGGAGGAGGAUGAAGGAGAGGUUUUCGGGGGGGGAGGGCAGCACAAGCUACGUCACUCGGAGACCAAGAGCUUUAAAUGUGAUCUGUGCCCGCACUCGUUCGUCACCAAGGCGGAGCUGGCUUCCCAUGAACGCACCCACACUGGCGAUAAGCCCUUUGGGUGCGAUGUGUGUCAGGCAAAAUUCACCACCAGUUGCUCCCUGGCCAAGCACAAAAGAAAACACACUGGAGAGCGCCCCUAUGCCUGCGACCUUUGCCCCAUGCGAUUUACGGCCCUGAAUGUGCUUAAGAAUCACAGACGGACUCACACUGGAGAGCGACCGUACGUGUGCCCCUUCUGCUCCAAAACCUUUACUCAAAGAGGCGAUUGCCAAAUGCAUCAGCGCACCCAUCAGGGCGACCGUAUCUACAUCUGUCCCGUGUGCAACGAAGAGUUUAAAUCUAUGCCCGAUAUGCGCUCCCAUUUGUCCGAACAUGAGCAGCAUGAUAAGCGACUGGUGCAUUUUACCCUGCUGAGCAACAAGGAGAAUGGCAGUGGAAGUGGUGGUAUCGAGGAAGACCUAAAUGAAAUGGCAGAGACGGCGCUAAUGCUAUAAUUUGUUUUGGUUGAUGUUCGAAUAGAUGUAGACAGAUUCUCAAAUUUUACUUAACAUAAAUAUAAGAAAGAUAUAACAGAUAUAUCAUUUGUCCUAGUUUAAAUGUUUCGUAUUUUUUCCGAAAUGUAAAAAUAGUUUUUCGUAUAAAAUAAUCUAGUUUCAAGGAUACAAAAUAAAUGAAUACUUUAAUAAAUGUGCUAUUUACCCAACUAGUACACUUAAUCCA
This is a messenger RNA of Drosophila ananassae, 1339 nucleotides long. Its product is annotated as zinc finger protein 721. Gene Ontology annotation, molecular function: zinc ion binding. The coding region runs from base 88 to 1113 and encodes 341 amino acids. Gene Ontology annotation, cellular component: nucleus. NCBI's taxonomy places the organism in Eukaryota, Metazoa, Arthropoda, Insecta, Diptera, Drosophilidae. The transcript has 3 exons. The record is from RefSeq and is a predicted model, not a curated record.